Molecule: messenger RNA, 4685 nt
Organism: Wasmannia auropunctata (little fire ant)
Lineage: Eukaryota; Metazoa; Arthropoda; Insecta; Hymenoptera; Formicidae
Gene: mAChR-B
Product: probable muscarinic acetylcholine receptor gar-1
Exons: 6
Coding region: 1146-3938 (930 amino acids)
Biological process (GO): G protein-coupled receptor signaling pathway, coupled to cyclic nucleotide second messenger; adenylate cyclase-inhibiting G protein-coupled acetylcholine receptor signaling pathway; chemical synaptic transmission
Cellular component (GO): dendrite; synapse; membrane
Molecular function (GO): G protein-coupled serotonin receptor activity; G protein-coupled acetylcholine receptor activity
Source: RefSeq, a predicted model, not a curated record
GGGCGUGAGAAUAUCACAUUUUAUGCAUUGAGGAAAACACUCAUAUGAAAUAUCGCUGCAAACGGAGUUGACAAUUAAUUAUUCAUACGUAUACACAAAACAGCAGAAACGCGCCCUUCGUAUUGUUUUACAAGCGUAAAUAUCAUUUUCUCUCUUUUUUUUUGUCGCAGCGAAUGAGAAGCGAGCUCGCCAAUUAGCAGGACUGUUUCAGAAAUUGCGCGAAAACGCGGUUACCUGUGAAUUUGCUCCGCGAAUUAUAAAACGUUUCAACGGGGCCGCGAGGUGGCCAAGACAUACGGUAAUUGUUCGCAUAAUUAAUUCUGUUGCGACUCACGCUGAAGUACGACAUUCUGAAUGGUAGAAAUAUCGUGUGGUAGGCCAGUUCAAACGCACGCACGCGGCCCCGCAAAACGAUUUCGGACCGAUUAACUGGCGGAUUCGCGCUCGCCCCGCAUUGUCUACAGUCUACACGAUGAGCGUGAGCUAGAAAUGUCGGAUUAACGGUGCGCGCGCGGCCGACGUAUUGUUAGUUUCGCUAUACACUAUCGUGUUUGCUUGAUUUCCACUGGCCCAUGUAACAUCCAUAGAAAUCCAAUACCGGCCAUAAUGUGAAAACGCGUAGUAAACACAUGUAGCGUGAACCUGCGAGUGGCAGCAAAACUGAUUUGCAAGUACAACUAUGAAUUAACGCAAUGCUUUUAUCAUAAGAUGUAAAAGAAUUGAAGAAAGUAAUGGAAGUUUCUAUGAGAACUCGAGAGCUCUUUCAGAGAAGAUCGAUUGUCCGUGCAAGAGAAAAAAGUACCUGAUCGGAAAGAAUAUUUCUCGCCGUUGCGUAUAGAAAAUCCGUAGAUCAUGAUAUUGCGGAAACAGCCAUAAUCUCCAAUAAUUAAGUUUCACGUAUAAACGACGAGUUUGGCAUGUGGCCCAACACGCCAAUUACUGAAAUGGACACCCGAUUGAUUGAUCGAAAUACGCGGAUAUGUGUGUCGACAUUGUUCUCGGUCAGCUCAGCAAUCUAUGUGAGCCGCUCGAAGGGUGUUUGGAUUGCGAAUUCUAUCGAGUUCAAGAUGUCCGAGAGAUGACUGGGUAUUGAGGAGGAGAGGGCGCAGUAGCUUUGAAGGUUGCUGCCGCCUCGGUUUGGUGGAAUGGAGAUGAACGGCACCGAAAGCAGCCUGAACGGCACCGAGGUCAAUCGCACUUCCGCGCCGAUCUUCACCAUCGGCACCGACUUCAUCACGCAAUGGAAGCUGAAGAGACAACGGGAACGCCUGUGUCGAUUCGUGUAUAACCAGAUUUUGACAGCAGAAUGUACCCAGCUAAAUGGAACAUGGCCUGACCCGGACGAUCCGCGCUGGAACAGCGGUGAAUACGCGGAACUUCUGCCCGACUGGUUCCCGACAAACGCGACGAAUACCUCGACUUUCGGAAACGCAACGACCUCGCCGACAUCGGAUGAAUCUCUGGCGCCCGUUUUGCCACCAUUUACGCUCUGGCAGACCGUACUGAUUGCUAUCUGUCUGGCGAUAUGUAUACUGCUAACUAUCGGCGGUAACAUCCUCGUUCUUCUGGCAUUCAUCGUAGAUAGAGCCAUCAGGCAACCGAGCAACUAUUUCAUCGCAUCAUUAGCUGCCACUGAUAUGCUUAUCGGCACCGUGUCGAUGCCGUUCUACACAGUCUACGUGUUAAUGGGAUAUUGGAAUCUGGGACCUCUCCUCUGCGAUCUAUGGCUGUCAGUGGACUAUACGGUAUGCCUUGUGUCCCAGUACACUGUUCUCCUGAUCACGAUUGAUCGCUUCUGCUCGGUGAAGAUAGCCGCGCAGUAUCGCAGUUGGCGGACGAAGCAGCGCGUAAUCUGGAUGGUAACCAUCACCUGGAUCAUACCGGCGCUACUGUUUUUCAUCAGCAUCUUCGGCUGGGAGCAUUUCAUCGGUUACCGAGACCUAAAUCCGGGCCAGUGCGCCGUACAGUUCCUCAAGGAUCCGGUAUUCAAUACCGCGCUGAUAAUAGGGUAUUAUUGGACGACGUUGAUCGUUCUGUUCAUCCUCUACGGCGGCAUAUACAAAACCGCCUAUGACAUGCAGAAGAAAAGCGAGGCCAAGCAGCGCAAGAUGCAAUCGAUGGUCGCGCUGAGCGCCGGCGCGAUGUCCGGUAUGGCCGGUCGCGCCGCCGGUAUAGGUAUUUCUAAAACACAGAGCACUUUGCUGAGUCAGGACAAACCGAAGAUCGGGGCCACGUCGAUGGACGACAGUGUCAUCGGCGUGGACGCGAUGACUGCGCAUAAAACGGUCACGAAGACCACCGACGGCGCGACGGCGCCGGAUUCCGCAGGCAAGAACGUUUCGAAUAUUACGGUGAUGGAAACUGAGAAGUCCGAACGCUCCAGCAGUCCCGCUUUCGACUCCGACGAGGAGAGCACCACUGGCGGUACCGGGCAGCAGGUCAGUAUCAGAAAGCGAUCCUCGCUGGCGGGUCUGGUAGCCCAGUCCGGCGCUCUUCAGGUCUUCGCCACCAACGGACGCCUGAACGGCAUCGUGCCGAUCAAGGUCGAGCUGAGUGUGCCAACGGCGAGGAAACUAUUGCCGACGAGUCCUACGCGCGACACGCCGACGCAGAAAGCUCAAACACUGCCGAAGAUACAGGAGCUCAGUCUUCUGGACACCGACAAUCCCGCCGAGCCCGACAAGUCCAGCAGCCGGACGUUGACGCCGGAGCAGUCCUUGAAAUCGAACGACGCCGAUGGCAAUCAACAGUCGAUUGCCUCGGUCGAGGCGACGCCGCCCGCUCAACUCAAGCGAACGUCGAUCAGUAACAGUCAACAGAACAUCAUACCGCCGCCUAUGCAGUUCCAAAGCAGCCCGCCGGUGUCGGAGAGUCCAACGAUGUCUUCGCCGACCGACAGGCCCAGAUCGUUGAUCGUACGCUCCCACGGUCACGGCACUUACGACAUCCUCACCGGUCUGGACGGCGGUGAUUUGCGGUACAUGGACGAGAGCUCCAUCAUCUUGCCCAGCCCUUCAUACGAGAGUCCACCGUCUUCCUUCUCCUGCAGCCUGGCGAAUCCGUUGUCGACGGCACCCCCGUCGCCCAUUCAUGGCGGUACCAUGACGGCCGGCGCGAGUACCAGCCUGUUGCAAGCCACUCUCAUCAGGGCGACGGCGCAGCAAGCUUCACCAAAAUCGCAUCAGCUCGCCCAAAUCGCACAGAGCAAACAGCAUCAGCAUCAUCCACCUGCGAUGUCUAACGCAUCUAGUCAAACGCACCCGCCGCGCGUGUUCAUCACACACCAGACGAACGUCGCGUCGCAGACGUCGCCCACCGUCAGCAAGGUGCAAACUGCGGUCUCCGUUAACGCCGAUAAGUCGAAGCGCCAACCGGUAACGACGGUGGUCACGACGACUGUGUCUAUGCCAUUAGAAUCGUCUAAUAGCACGACGGAUCGAUUCUCGGAUCAGCCCACCAAGGCGAGCAGUAAUCCGCCGCACAACUCGUCAUCCAGCAGCAUAAUGCCGACGGCCACGAACAGCCAAGAGGCGAAGAGCCAGUCGAAGAAGAAGAAGGAAACGUCGGACGCGGAGGAGAGCGGCUCCAGACGCGACUUCGUCAAGUCUAUCGGGAAACGAUUGAAGGCCAAAACGCAGAAGAAGGACCUCACGGUAGGCCGGCAAAAGUCACGAACGGAGAACAGGGCGCGCAAGGCCUUUCGCACGAUAUCAUUCAUCCUGGGGGCGUUCGUCGCUUGCUGGACACCUUAUCACGUAUUAGCACUGGUAGAGGGAUUCUGCGCGAAUCCACCGUGCACGAACGAGCAUCUCUUCAUGUUCUCAUACUUUCUGUGCUACGCCAACAGUCCCAUGAAUCCCUUCUGCUACGCUCUAGCGAAUCAACAGUUCAAGAAGACCUUCACCAGGAUACUGAGGGGUGAUUUGCAUAUGACGUAGAGUAUCUGCGAAUCGCUCGAACGGAAUACUCGUUUUGAUAAUGUAGCUAACGUAAGCGACAACGGACAGUUUCUUUUUUUCCUUUUCUUGCGGAGAAGAUGGCCUUCCAUAUUUAAUACCGAAUUACACUCACUUGUCGUAACUGUGGUGAACUCGGACAAUAAUAAAAUGAGAAUAAUAUUUUAAGACUCGCCGGCGAAGUCAGGUGUUACGCGCCUUUUGUACAUAUAAUACGCACUCGAGCCGAUCGAAAGUCAUUAUACUGGUAUAUGUACAUACGCUGUACACAUGUGUGAAUAUUUGUUAACGUUUAUGUGACCAGGACGCGCGCGUAUAACAGGUGUAUGUACGUGUAGUCUUAGGCAAUUAUAUGUGUACCACAAUAAUAAAUACUUUGCUGAACCGGAGAUGUAUUCCUAAUAACUUGCGGUUCACGGUCCGUACUAUAGCGAGAGCUACAGCUAUUGUGAAAUUUGACGCUGCGUGGAGAACGCGCGCGCGCGCGCGCGUUAUGGUUAAAGUAGCAAUUAAGUAAUUUAAUAUAGUAAGGCAGUUAACGUAAACCGAACGAGGAAACAUCGUUCAUCACGAAAGACGAAAAGUGAAAAUAUUAAAUAAUAUGUAAGACAUUGGUAUCCGGCUGCAUUAUAAAACAUCUCAGUCGCUCUGUGAAUAAAGGGCUGACUGUAUUAUAAAAUACGCAGUCGUUUCGAAUAAAGGACCGUCUCCUCUUGUUGUACGCAGUAA